Cantharellus anzutake is the source of this 1444-nucleotide messenger RNA. RefSeq lists its product as uncharacterized. The transcript has 9 exons. The coding region runs from base 151 to 1245 and encodes 364 amino acids. The record is from RefSeq and is a predicted model, not a curated record. Lineage: Eukaryota; Fungi; Basidiomycota; Agaricomycetes; Cantharellales; Hydnaceae.
AAUUUUCAGGAUACGUAGGGGUUGCUCUGUCUCAGUGGUAGCGUAGUUCUGGGCCGCGGUCUUAAAGGCCCUGUUACUUAUAGUGUGCAACCAUGUCAAGUGGCCGACACCAGUCCAUUCCUUUUCGGCUUCUCCUCACUCCCCUCAGCCAUGACCAAUUGGGAGUCGCCGGCCGAGGUUCAAAAGGACACCAAGGUCUGGGCUUGCUUCGUUGUCGCACUCUGCGGAGUCGCCACAUGGGAUGUUCUUGUCACAUUCUGGUUCGACUGGCAAAUUUUAUCGGGAAAGCGAAACUGGAAAUGGCCCAUGGCCCUCUAUUUCACCGCACGCCUAUGUUUGCUAUUUCAUUUGUGGUUUCUUUCCAUCAAUCUCAACGCUGUCAGUGAGAUCCCAUGCCAGGCUUUCUUAUACAUUCUUAAGGUAGCCGACAUGAUUGGGACCACUUCUUCAAGUUCAAUCUUGGCGCUUCGUACAUAUGCGAUUUGGCAUCAAGACAAACGUGUAGGGAUACCCCUCGCUUUGGGGACGCUUGGUCAGCUUGUAGCUUGGUGCCAAACCCUUCGCUUCUCCAUCUCAAGGUGGGAUCCUGUUCGGAAAUUUUGUGCUCGCCUACAGACCGCUCCUCCUGCUGUCAUGAUCACUACCUUCUCAUACACAAUUGGUCUGGACCUUUGUAUUGUGAUCCUCGCUGCUUGGAAACUGGCACCUAGAGCUCAUGGAGGGGGUAUCGGCGUUGUUCUAUUACGGGACGGAAUUAUCUACUUCAUUGCGGUUUUCUUGGGGAAUACACUGGAGACUGUCAUGGUAGCUUUGGACCUUAGCCCCGUCAUGAACCUUAUGGCCGUUCCCUUUGCGCUGACAGUUUCUGUGAUUGCCAGCACAACCGUUUUUCGCCAUGUAUUCAUGCACUGCGAAUCUUCCUCCCACUUUGGCCCAAGCAAUGGCGAGGGCAGAAAGGCAUCCUCAUUGCAGGUUAAAACCCCCGGUGGCAGCGGUCCUUACGGGCUCAAACGCUCUCAGCGAUCUACGACAGACACAUUCGCGCUCACCGAUUUCAAAACUGCCCCCAACGGGAUGGUCGAAAUGCCUGUCAUAGUCACUCAAACUAUCGACAUCGAGAGGGAUCCGCACAAACCCACCGAUACCUUGGAUUAUGACCGGCGUGCAACCCGAGCGCAAGCCGUAGUAACACUGGGGGAUAACGAUAUGGACGAUGAUUCCUUGGCCAGUAGAAAUAUUCUGUGAUCUUACAUGCGAUGACACUGGGGAUUUGGGAGGACUGCGUGCGCUGCUCAACUGCGUAUCAGAGUCUGCAGACACCCAGGACCUUGUUACUACUAAGCAUUUGCUGGUAACUGGUUUCCAGCUGUCGGCUUCAAGAAGUACUUGAUUAGCCCAGAUUGAUUUGCACAAUCAUCUAUUGUCUACUUAUUAUCUGCUUCUC